Molecule: messenger RNA, 3247 nt
Organism: Lepidothrix coronata (blue-crowned manakin)
Lineage: Eukaryota; Metazoa; Chordata; Aves; Passeriformes; Pipridae
Gene: RAD17
Product: RAD17 checkpoint clamp loader component
Exons: 16
Coding region: 262-2307 (681 amino acids)
Biological process (GO): DNA damage checkpoint signaling; DNA repair; mitotic DNA replication checkpoint signaling
Cellular component (GO): Rad17 RFC-like complex; nucleus
Molecular function (GO): chromatin binding; DNA clamp loader activity; ATP hydrolysis activity
Source: RefSeq, a predicted model, not a curated record
ACGCGGGCAGCCCGGCGACGGCCGGAGGGGAAGGACCGCCAAGGGGUGACGGCACCGUGGGGACGGGACGGAACGGAACGGACACACCGGAGAACACCGAGAGACCCCCCCGGGGCACCGAGAAACCCUCCCUGGACACCGAGAAACCACCCGGGGCACCGAGACAUCCCCAGAGUCCGAGGGCACCGAGACCCCGCGAGUGCCGCCGCCCGGCAGGGGGGAGGUGCUCCCCCGGCGCCCCCCGGUGCCCCCCGGCCCAGGAUGGCCGGCAGCGCCCCAGGAAGGCCGGCGGAGGUGGCAGACUGGCUGGGGCACCCCUUCGAUGGCUCCUUUGGAAGCACCAGUGUCGCUGUGAAGGCCCUGAGAGGCAGCUCUGGGAGAGGCCGGAGGCAGCAGCUGAAGGACCCAAGUUCUGUGCCAGAAAACAGCAAAGCCAGGGCUCCUUCCAGGAAAAGGGCAAAGCCCUCUGUGGUGGAUCUGCCCUGUAGGAAGUCCAGGCAGAGCUGGAGCCCGUCCCAGGAUGAGCUGCCGUGGGUGGAGAGAUACAAACCUGAGACUCAGAAUGACCUUGCUGUGCAAAAGAAGAAAAUUGAAGAAGUUGAGGCCUGGUUAAAAAUGCACAUAUUUCAGAGGCAACCAAAGCAGCGUGGCUCUGUUUUGUUGCUGACUGGUCCCCCUGGCUGCGGAAAAACUGCAACUCUGCAAAUUCUGGCCAAAGAUCUUGGCCUUCAGGUGCAAGAAUGGACCAAUCCUGUAUCUUUAGACUUUACAAAGGAAGAGUUAAGAAACAUGUUUGACCAUGACUCCAAUUUUCAUAUGUUUCCGAGCCAGGCCCAAGCAGCUCUCUUUCAAGAUUUUCUAUUAAGAGCAAAUAAGUAUAACAAACUUCAGAUGCUUGGGGAGUCCUCAGAAAGUGAUAAAAAGCUUAUUCUUAUUGAAGACAUUCCCAACCUGUUCUACCGGGACCCCAGCAGUCUGCAUGGCAUUCUCAGGAGAUUUGUUCGUACAAGUAGAUGCCCCCUGAUAUUUAUAAUCUCUGACAACUUCAGUGGAGACAACAACCAGAGGUUACUGUUCCCAACAGAAAUUCUAGAGGAGCUUUGUAUAUCCGCUAUUAGUUUCAAGCCUGUUGCACCAACAAAUAUGAUGAAAGUUCUCAAUCGAAUAUCUGCAGCAGAAGCUGGGAUGAACAGAGAGAAAAAUCAUGCCCUUGAUAGAGCUUCUCUGGAGUUGCUUUGCAGAGGUUGUUCAGGUGACAUAAGAAGUGCAAUAAACAGCCUUCAGUUUUCCUCAAGGAAAGACUGCUCUUUGGAGAAGGAGUUUUGGUCGAGGAAGAAAAGGAGCUCCACAAUAAAAUGUGAGGAAGCUGCAGUAUCGAAAGAAAGAAAGAAAAGUAAAUGUGAUACCACAGAAGACCAGGAGAUACAAGCCAUUGGUGGCAAAGAUGCAUCCAUCUUUCUUUUCCAUGCUCUGGGGAAAAUAAUUUAUUGCAAAAGAGAACCAGUGUCAGAGGCAGAAUUCCCUCAGCUUCCUGCCCACCUGUCAGAAUUCCAUCGGGACACGUUGCUCAUUCAGCCUGAGGAUAUUGUGGAAAAAUCACAUAUGUCAGGAGCCAUGUUUAAUUUAUACCUCCACCAGAACUAUGUGGACUUUUUUUCUGAUAUAGACGACGUGGUGAGAGCCAGUGAAUAUCUGAGUGCUGCUGAUGUCCUUUGCAGUAACUGGAGUACACGUCUUGUGAUGGAAAACUACAGUGCCUCUGUGGCUACCCGAGGGGUGAUCCAUUCCAACACAUCCAGGGCCUUUGCCCACCAGCAGGGAGGGAUGGGAUUCCGACCCUUGCAUAAACCCCAGUGGUUUUUUAUCAAUAAAAAGUAUCAGGAAAAUUGCCUUGCUGCCAAAUCUCUGUUCUCAAGCUUCUGUUUACCACCCGAGUGCCUUCAGACAGAGUUGCUGCCUUAUCUUGCUAUGUUAGCAAACCCAAUGAGAAACCAGGCUCAGAUUGCUUUUAUCCAAGACGUGGGGAGGCUGCCACUGAAAAGGCGUUUUGGGAGGUUAAAGCUGGAAGCUCUCUGUGAUAAGGACCCCGGGACCCCAGAGCUGUUCCCUGGGGAGGGUGAUGGUGCCGAUGCGGAGCCGGGGAACAGCAGGAUGGGAGAGAGUGAUCCCAGUGAUCCCGAAGGACUCCUGCUGCCCUCCAGCCAGUGCAGUGGCAGUGACCUGCCUGGCAGCCAGCCCCAACCCGUGGCAGCCCAGGCCAUCAUGGAGGAGGAGGAGCUGACAAUAGAGGAAUUCGACAGUGACUGAGCUCCAGACCCCACCCACUGCCUUGCCUGGCCGAGGUGCUGCAAAGGCCUCGGCUGAAGAGAGCAUGGUCUGUCCCAAAGUGCUGCCUAAGCCACAGAGCAGGGCUGGGAGCCAGGUCUGAACUGUCUCAGCAUCGCGACAGCUCUCUUCAGCUUCCUCCUCACUGUGCAGGAUCAGCCCUGAGCUGAACACUGAAUCACACACAAUUUCCUGCCUCUCCUGAGCCACAAAAUCGUCUAUAAAAAGAGAGUAAUAAAUGACUGAAAUCAAUCUGAAAGAGACUGUAGAUCAGCAGUGUCAGUCAAGUUAUUUUUAGUUUUCGCACAUUUUAAUUUACCUUGCAAUUGUACACUGUGUUUCCUGAGUACACGUGCCAUAAGUUGUCAGCAUUUGAAGGUUUUGUUCAAAUUCUUACCUUCAAAUGAACCUGCUGUUUGGAAGUUUGUACCUUCAUGAAAUAAGAGGCUGAAAUGUACACAGAAAAAGUUUGAUGUCCCAUACGGAUAAUGUAAAGAAAAAUCCUAUUGUAUUAAUACUGUUUAGUACGCUGACUCAGAUUUUUAUGUCUUUAUAAGUAAGUUUAUAUGUUGUACCAUAGCUUAUUUUGGAUUCCUUGUUGAAAGAUAUUUUCAUAACUUAUGGAGGGGAAAAUGCAACAAUCAAGCUGAAGUUGUUCUCUCUAGGAAGUUUAAAGUGUAUAAAGUGCAGUUUUUCUCCUUAGGUUGCACUUGAUUUUGUGUUUGGUAAGUGACACAUGGUACAGUGCUGGGGAUAGUGAUACCACAGGAGUGAGGGAAAAAGUGUAACCAAAUUCCUUUGUGUGGUGCACGUUUGCAUUUCUGUAUAGCUCACAGCCAGAGUUUAGUAAGAGAAGACACAUGUUUAUCCACCCAGACCUUGGGUCAAUGCUAUUAAAGAGUCUGGAUUUGUCAUCUCCUAA